AUGGAUACUAUGCGUGAAGAAAAACGAAAUGCUAUUCCAGCAAUCGGAUAUUAUCCACAAGAAGAAAUCAGCACAGGAGUAAGUGAACUUUUCAUAAAAUAUUCUAAAAAUUGCGAAUUUUUUAGACCACACUCAUCGCCAUGGAAUAUAAUGGUGGAGUUGUUGUUGGAACCGAUUCAAGAACCAGCGCUGGGUAUUUUUUCAAGUUUUAUAGCUUCAAAAUCUAAUGAAAAUUCGUUUCAGAUCAUUCAUCACUUCCCGUGCCACCAACAAAAUCACACCAAUCACUGAUAACUUGGUUGUUUGUCGUUCUGGAUCAGCUGCUGACACACAAGCUAUCGCUGACAUCGCCAAAUAUUAUAUUGAAACCUUUUCGAUGAUGGAAAACGAGAAUGUCACUAUCUACAGAGCCACUCAAAUUUUCCGCCAAUUUUUGUACAACUACAGAGACUCGCUUUCUGCAUCAGUUUUGGUUGCUGGAUAUGAUGAUAAACUUGGGGGACAGGUAAUUUAUUUUUGUUGAAUUGACAUUUUUUCAAAUUUUCAAUUUUAGUUGUACGCUUUGCCAAUUGGUGGAUUUGUGACUCGCCAAAGAUCGACAGCUUCAGGAUCAGGAUCCACAUUUGUGCAAGGAUUUUUGGACAGCAAAUGGAGACCAGAUUUGACUUUGGAGGAAUGUAAAGCGAUUGUGAAACAAGCGGUUGGUUUGGCUGUUUUCCGUGACGGUUCAUCUGGAGGGGUUGUGCGAGUCGCUACAAUCGAUAAAACUGGAACCAAGCUCGAAUUGUUCCGCCCAGAUAAACCAGGUUUCCCAUCUGUCGCACCACCAAAAGGUCAUUUAUCGUUCCCGGACCACAUUGAACAAUCUGUCUAA
Messenger RNA from Caenorhabditis angaria, 874 nucleotides. Lineage: Eukaryota; Metazoa; Nematoda; Chromadorea; Rhabditida; Rhabditidae. The record is from the annotation of a GenBank genome assembly.